AUGGCGCCGGAGAUUCUUGUCCCUUCUCCGAUCAAGGCGGCGAAUUUCCGCUUCAUCAGCUCAUUUCUUAGUGUUUCAUCACGAACCCUGUUCGGACUGAGCUCUCUCCAUGUAAAAUCCAAAUUUUCUCUCUACAUACCUUUCUUUGUUCGCUCGCUCUGCUCCAAUGGCGCGAAUAACAGACAUCGAGCACUUGAUAUAUCUGGUUACCACGAGACCUUCGCCAAGAGGAUGGCUAUGGCGGGCGUUAGACCUCAUUAUCCAAUAGCUGUUGGAGUUUCGGGUGGUCCAGAUAGUAUGGCUCUGUGUGUGUUGGCUGCUGGCUGGAAAACGAAUGGCAGCAAUCAAACCUUAGUAGAUGGGCUUUUGGCGAUAAUAGUUGAUCAUGGACUGCGAACCGAGAGUCAAGAGGAAGCACACUUAGUGUCACAACGUUUAUUGAAUAUGGGGAUCAGAAGUGAGAUUGUCCGAUGUGAAUGGUCAGAUGGUAGGCCUAAACAAGGUCACUUACAAGAAGCAGCUCGCGAUAGGAGGUAUGAAAUCUUUGAGAAGGUGUGCUUUGAAAACCAAAUAGGUGUAUUACUACUAGCACAUCACGCAGACGAUCAGGCUGAAUCGUUUGUUCUUAGACUCUCUCGUGGUAGUGGCAUCCUAGGGCUAGCUGGCAUGGCGUUUGUCACUCAAUUGUUCUCCAGAUACCCAAAUGGUCAAACCGUUUUACUAGUCAGACCACUAUUGGAAUUCUCGAAAAAUGAUCUCUACAAGAUUUGUCGAGGAAAUAAUCAGGAUUGGGUGGAAGAUCCAACAAACGUAAGUCAACUUUUUGCUCGUAAUCGGAUUAGAAUGGAAUUGAAGAAAUUGGCAGUAGGCACUUUCAAUGCUGAAUUACAAUCUCUUAUCUCAUUGUGUAGAAGAACACGCAUGUAUGUCGACUAUACGUGUCGUAACUUGAUUAGUCUUUCCACAACUAUCAUGCCCCAUGGUUACGCAGUUAUUGACUUGGUACGUCUGAAUCCAUCGCUUGUUGAAGAUAUAUGUCUUUCGAAAUACAUUUCUUGUUUAUUACAGUUCAUUUCCCAGAAACGUGGACCUAUACGAGGAAGUGCAUUGAGAUCGCUAUUGGGGUAUUUCCGUACUUUUCCAUGCAAGACUUCUUUCACUGCAGCUUGUUGUUACCUUUGUCCAUCUCCUGGCUCUAAAGGCACGAAACUCCUCAUCUGUUCUUUCGAUUCAUCUUCACCGUUGAAUUUCUACGAGAUCAACGAUGAACACGUUCAUAUAAAGAACCCUAGCACGAUCGAUCAAAUCAUUUCCGAUUCCAACACUUACAAUAAUCCAACUCCAAUUUUUCCAUACGCCCUUUCCACCGAAUCUUUGUUAGCCCAAGGCAUUCUUAGCGAAUCAACCCGCAAGAACAUUCUAACGCUACAACAAGUUGAAACCGAUCAUUUCAGGAUGAAAACCGAAACGAAACAUAAUAAAGUUUUGACGAAAAAUGAUCAAACUGACUGCAUUAUGCUUCGGCAUGAAGGCACUGGAUAUUUCAUGAACAGAUUUCUUAUAAAGUGGAAACUGAGUGGGAAAACCACAGAAAGGCUGGUUAGGGUUCGACAAAUGGUUGAUUCCGAUUGGCUUUAUCUUGCGAAACUGUGCCAGAAUCGUCCCGAAGUGGACAAGUAUUUGCAGUCAUUGAAGGCUAUACCUGUUGCUGUAAGAAGAGGACUGCCUGUUCUAGUUAAUCCUGAAGGCCUGCUACUAAGUAUUCCAAGCAUUGGCUACAAUCAUUGCUCGUGUAUGAAGGUAUCGGCUGAUUUCAGGCCGAGAGUUCCUCUUGGAGGCGGUUAUAGCUCAUUUGUCUAGUUCAUAGAAUGUGUACAAUUUUGUAUCAUGUUUCAAAUUAUUAUGUUAAAUUCCAUAAAUAUUGGUUUGUUCUUAAUUGAUU
Molecule: messenger RNA, 1942 nt
Organism: Impatiens glandulifera
Lineage: Eukaryota; Viridiplantae; Streptophyta; Magnoliopsida; Ericales; Balsaminaceae
Exons: 11
Coding region: 1-1860 (619 amino acids)
Biological process (GO): tRNA processing
Molecular function (GO): ligase activity, forming carbon-nitrogen bonds; ATP binding
Source: RefSeq, a predicted model, not a curated record